Messenger RNA from Numida meleagris (helmeted guineafowl), 3822 nucleotides. Its product is annotated as serine palmitoyltransferase small subunit B-like. Gene Ontology annotation, molecular function: serine C-palmitoyltransferase activity. The coding region runs from base 313 to 630 and encodes 105 amino acids. Gene Ontology annotation, cellular component: serine palmitoyltransferase complex. The record is from RefSeq and is a predicted model, not a curated record. The transcript has 3 exons. NCBI's taxonomy places the organism in Eukaryota, Metazoa, Chordata, Aves, Galliformes, Numididae. Gene Ontology annotation, biological process: ceramide biosynthetic process; endoplasmic reticulum organization.
AGCGGGGGCGGCACGCAGCGCUCCCCGCUGCCGGGCGCCGGUGACCUUGGCGGAGCGGAGCCGCGCUGACGGUCUACCGGCAUCUGCGCCGGGAGCGCGGGGCUGGGCCAGGCCUCGGGAGGCAGCGGUGGGAGCGAGACCGCAGGGAGCCGGUGCGGGAGGUGCUGCACAAGGACGGGCUGCUGGAUGCGAGGUUUCUCCGUACUUGUUGCUGCAGAGCUGCAGUGAGGGAUACGCAGCAGCGCUCACCGUCAGAGCUCAGCUCAGCUCCAACACAGAGUCCUAACGUGGGAAGAGAACAGAGCCCGGAGUAUGCUCAGCCCAGAGAAAGCUGGAAAGGAAGGCGCUUGUCAGCCGUCACCGCCUCAGAACCACUGGAGCCUGGCGAUGGAUAUUAAGCGUGUGAAGGACUAUAUCUACUGGCUGUACUACCAAUACCUGCUGAUCACCUGCAGCUACGUGCUGGAGCCCUGGGAGCAGUCCAUGUUCCACACCAUCACGGUGACUGUUUUCGCGAUGGUGGUGUACACGGCGUACGUCUUCGUCCCCAUCCACGUCCGCUUGGCUUUUGAGUUCUUCUCCCAGAUAUUUGGGGGCCAGCCCGACAGCACGGUGUCCGUGGUGAACUGAACUUCUUGUCUGAGUAGCCAUCAGCAGCUCUCGCAACGUGUGAAAUGCAACGUCUUCUACAAUUUUGUGUAUUUAUUCUGAAGAAGUUUUGCAGUUACGAAAAUACCACUUUCUCUUACAAAAUACGGCUUGCUUAAUCGCCAUAGCUGACCACCAGAAUAAUGCACUGCCUGCUGGCUGCACAGUCCUGGUUAAAUCAAACCCAGGCCAGCUUUUGUUGUGUGAUAACGAAACACAUCAUCUGGAAUGCAACACUUUGUAAUAUUCAGCUGCCUCUCUCUAAGAAAAAUGUUCACGCACCAUGAGUCCCCUGCAUUCAAGAGCACCUUCUAGUCUCUAACACCUCCAGGACUUAACUUCUUGGGCAUAACAAAAGGCAGGCAGUUCAGAAUUGCAUGGUUUUUACACUUCCAGCACCCUGAUUUCACCAUACUGGCAUAUGGGGAACAGCAGAGGCUGCUUAUGAUGACUGUGAGGAAUGGCAUUACUGAAAGGUGUUCAGUCAGCAGAGCACCGUGGCGAAAUACUCCGUGCUUCCUUUGGCCCAAGUGAGUGAAUGUAAGGAGAUGAGCAUGAUUGGAGUGCUAAUAUCUGGUUAUUGGCUACUGGUUUCUAAUGGAUAGGAAAUUAGAAGAGAAAGUGAUAUGAGUAUGAACUUGAAUCCAACUGUAUGCACGUAAGCUGCAUCUGGUUUCAGAUAGGCUAAGUAAGAUAGUAAAAACUCAGACUGCAGGUGAUCUUGCAGUUGGCUGGAAAUGACACCAAGAAACAGAACGUGCACCCCUGCCACCUUUGAGAAAGACCUUAUUUCUGCUCCCAUUCACUGAGGCAAGCAGAGUGCUUGCUGCACCAGGGGAAGAUGAUCCAGUAAGUAGAGUGGAAAUAAUAUUUUUAAAACUGCAGUGAUGAUGAUGCCUGAGCGCUUCAAGAGAACUCCUUUAUAAAGAAGAAGUGAGAUUUAUUUUAAUUGCCUGGGGGACGUUUCUCAAACAGCGGAAGGUUUGCUGGGUUUUCGCUCUCCAUUUAAAGCAAAUAUCAAAGCCAAAUGAUAAGUUAUACAGUGCAUGUAUCAGCUGAUGCUACUGUUAUUAAAACGAGAAGUGUAAAAUGUAAAUAGCAGUGCUUCAGAGAAUGACGCCUUCCUAAGUUUAUUUGGAAACUAAGACAUGUUUUGAAGGUUGAACAGAUCUGAACGUGUGUAUGCAGUUUUUCAGAAAACAAUAAAAAUUUCUUCUUUGGAAACACUACUUCAGUGCUCUCGGCUCUUCCCGUGUUUUCUCCUUACUCACAGGCACACUCACUUUGCCUGCACAAGUGGAUCACAAAAGUGAACGAAUUCCCUUGGGGACAGCCACCGCCUUGCUUCAAAUUAAGGCAAAGAGUACCUGUAGGUGCUGGUGGCACAGCAACUGAGUGGCUCAGGAUCAAGUGAGAGCUGAAGGCUGGGCUGUCCUGUCAAUUUAACACAACUGUUAGACAGCAAAGGUUGUGUACCAAGCUGUAAUCACACUUGGAGUAGUAAACGGCGCUGGAGGAGAUGAAAAAUAUCAGUACCUGUGAAAAUGUCUAUGAAAGCAGACUAUGAAACGGAAUAGAAGUAAGAACCCAAACGCUCGGGUGAAGAAACAGAAAGAUGUGCCUAGCAAGUUGGUGCUUGAACUGAAAAUAAUCCCCAGUAUCCUAUCCUCAACAGAUUCUACUUUUUAACUAGAUAAUGUGAUGAAGCAAACCCCACGGCGGCUCCCCAUCAAUCCUGUUUCCAAUCACAUCUUAUUUUCCAAUCUCUCAGAAAGGUUAUUUGUUCCCGCUGGCAUCAAACACAACCGGCCUGCUCUAGCAGCCCAAGGAAAAACGCUUUCUUCCAGGCACGCAAAGGCCGGGCCUCAUAUCUCAAGGAGCACACGCCCCAAUGCAGUGCUGCAAUUUAAACAUUUAACUUAAAGCAAACAGAACAAGCAAACAGGCAAAAGGGAAAUUCCACUCAUUUCUCAUGGUGGGAGUCCUAUAAAGCACUUCUCUUCCUUAUUAUUCCUGUCACCUGCAUUUAGCUUUGCAGGAGGCGCUUGGGAGAUGGCCCUUGAAGCCUCACUUAACUGAAAACACAUUUUCAUGUAUGUUAUCAACUCGUUUACUAAAUUACAAAGGAGUUUUUGGGCAGGGGGGAAUAGAGGAAGUAGAGAAACUGCUGAAAAUAACUUCCUGCUGAAGAGAUUUUUCCAACCCUUUUCACUCUUAUUACUCAAAAUGAGUAGGUACCAGAGGGAUAUUGUCAAAGCAUUUUGGCAUGUGGCUGUAAAUGAAACCCUUUGUUUUUGCCAAAUGAGAGACAAAGGAGGCAGGAUACCGCUGCCCACAGCUUGAGACCACACCACAGGUUAGGAAACACUGCUCCAGUUUUGAAAUCCUUUUCCCCACAGGUGAAACCAUUCAUAAUGUUGGAAGGCAUUUUUCAUCAGAUUGCAUCUGAACAUAAUGCAGAAGCACUUUGUUCUGUACCAGCACCCAGCCAUGGGAAGAGGCACAGCUCCAUUGCGAAGACUGUAGUGAUAGGCUCUGUAUAAAACACCUUGGCGAGGCUCUUUUCUCCUGCUUCAUUAUUUCUCCAUUUUCUCUGUAGCUAAUUGCUCCAUUAUUGCCCUAAGCUAGUUGUAGUUCAAGCUGACCACAGCAGCUGGAAGCCUUUACACCAAAAAAGGCAAAACAUUAAGAGUAGACAGAACCAAUUAAACAAACAAAGGCAGAAACAAAAACCCAUUCCAGCUGCAUUCACCCUGAAAGUACAAACGCAUCAUUAAAUUAAGCACCGAGACAUUUUUGGGCUCAGCAGGCCAGCGCUACACCUCCCUUGUUUAAAAUUCAUGUUCUUAAUUUCUUUUAAUCAAAGCAAGCAUUUAUCCUGCCUAAAGGUUUCCUGGCCAAUUUCAUGGCUCACCUCCCAAAUCCAUUGCAGAGGGUGACCAGUGUGCACACGUCCAGACAAGGAACCUCCAGCAGCACUCCCGAAGCCCUCCCAGGCAGCCUUUGCUGAAGGCUGCUAAGGAAGGUUUCCCUGGACCGUCCUUAGCUGGAGUCUCAUAUGAGACACGUGGCGACUGGCACCGUUAUGAGCACAGAUCUAGCAGGGUUCGUUCUACGCUAUCUGUUGUAUUUCUUCUACCACGUGACUUAAAAUACAGAGCUUGAAAUAGGGCA